This is a messenger RNA of Neocloeon triangulifer, 922 nucleotides long. RefSeq lists its product as uncharacterized. The transcript has 2 exons. NCBI's taxonomy places the organism in Eukaryota, Metazoa, Arthropoda, Insecta, Ephemeroptera, Baetidae. Bases 317 to 745 code for a protein of 142 amino acids. The record is from RefSeq and is a predicted model, not a curated record.
UCAUUUUAAACAUUAUUUUUAAAAAAAAGCAACCUUAUUAAUUUCUGUUGCAGCAGAGGCAUUGAAGGAUUUUGCCUUUGUUACUUUGAAUUAAACUGUAUUUGUCUUCCUCGCGUGCAUUCCAAAUCUACAAGGGUAUCAGCGGCAAAAAGUGUAAUUUUGGAGAAUUAUUAGAGUUAGAGCGUGAUUAUAUUUUCCGGGUUGACAAAAAUAAGAACACGCACACAAAAAGAUUAAAAACGUAUAUUGCGAAAAAGGUAUAAAGGCUUGUGAAAAAUCCCUACACUGUUUAUUUCUUUCCGGCUAUCAAAGCAGGAUGAUCAAGUGCUUGCUUUUGUUGGCCUUAAUCUGUGCGGCAUGUGCAUCGUCCGAAAACUGCGUUUAUGACGAAGAAGCUCGAACGGAACCCACAACCAGUUCAUCCCUGGAUAAAAGGACGAGGAGGUCGUCUGAACCUGAGGUGACCAUUCCGAAAAAGAAACUUUGUCCGCCAAAAGGAAUAAACAAUAGGCUUGGCAACGACCGUCCAGUGGAAGUAUUUUACACUCUGCGCGGCUUCUACCCUCACUACCCUGGUGUGCCAACUCUAAUUAGGGCAAGCACGCCAAUUAUCAAUCCACCCAUUGUGAACCAACCGAUCGCCAAUCCCUAUGCUCUUAAUGUGCCGCAUUUCUACCCAGCGGUGCCCUUUUAUGGGCAUGGACAGCCUCUGCAUUACGGGCUGCCAUACUAUGGCCAUCGAUGAUUUAUUAUGAUGAAUUGUCAUAUUUUAUGAGCCUAGAAAUUUUUGCUUUCAUCAAAUUAUAAAAAAUCUUGAAUUUUGUUUUCUUUUAAAGGCUGUCAAAAUACAUUUUUCUCUUUUAUCUACAAAAUGUGAAGCAAAAAAUAAUGUAUACCAACCUGUUGAUAAAAUUUUGAUUGG